AUGGGAGCCCCAUACGAGCCCCGUGUCCAGAUUGGCGGUCAAUGGUACUAUCCCUCACCAUACAGCCAGGAAGGUCUCCAGCAGAAUCUCCGAAACGGCCUCGUAGCGCUCGGUCUGCUUGCCGCACUGUCCGUCGGCAGCACCCUCGUGCUCAUUGGCUUUAUCCUCAAUCGUUUCUAUUCGUGGCGUCGGCACUACAGGACCUUUGUUGGCUAUAACCAAUACGUCGUCUUGGUGCUCAACUUGCUGCUGGCUGGUAGGCGAGCCCUAUCGCGUCGGCGCAGAUAGUCACUGACAUCCAGACAGAUCUCUCCCAAGGAUCUUCAUUCCUGAUCAGUUGGCAUUGGUACCGCCGGGACCGGAUCGUGUCACCGAAUCCGGCCUGCUUCGCACAGGGAUGGCUGCUUCACUCCGGAGACAUUGCCAGCGGCUUCUUCGUCCUGGCCAUUGCCGUCCACACCUACUACACGGCUGUGUAUGGACGACGAGUGGGUUAUAAGACAUUCGCCGCCAUCAUCAUCUCCAUCUGGGUCUUGGUAUACUUCCUCACCGUCGUCGGUCUAGGACUGCACGGAAAGAAGUAUUUCACUGCAGCCGGAGCUUGGUGCUGGGUAUCGCCGGCCUACGAAACCGAUCGCCUGUGGUGCCACUACAUCUGGGUAUUCAUCGUCGAAUUCGGCACCAUCGCUAUCUACGUCUUGACAUUCUUCUCCCUACGCCAGAAGACGAGAAGCCUCCUUGUCGACGGAAAGAUCCCGCCCAACAGCCCGAGCGCAAACACGCUGAAGCAAGUGAAUCGUAUUACGAUGCUCAUGACGCUUUACCCUUGCGUAUACGUGCUGCUGACCCUCCCGCUCUCGGCGGGCCGCAUGUGGUCCAUGAGUCACAACGCCCAAGCCACUAGCGACGUCUUCUCCGUCGUCGCCGGCUGCCUGCUCACAUCCUGCGGCUGGGUCGACUCUCUCCUGUAUACUCUGACGCGGAAACAACUACUUCAGGAUACGAUGCCGAAUAGCUCUUCGCGGAGGACGGACGAAUGGACCAAGGAAGGAGGCAUCACGCACACACGGACAGUCACUGUCGAAGCAGGCGCUUUGGUGGAUUUCGAAAUGAUGAACAAUCCGUCCGACCGACGCAAGAGGGCUCACAGUCAGAUCAUCUCGCGUCCACCGUCUCCCACUGGAAGUAUCGAUCCCAUUCUGUCUGGGAAGGGGCUCCAUGGCAUGACGACGGGCCAGGUGAAGACGGAGAUUACGGUCGGGCAUGCCGAGAUUGACCGGGAAGACGAGCAUCGGCACGAGUUGAACUCGAGCCCUGUCCCGAGAGCAUAUCAUCGCGCAUCUGACAUGCGCAAGUAUACCGACGAGUCUGAUUGCUGA
Molecule: messenger RNA, 1379 nt
Organism: Lecanosticta acicola
Lineage: Eukaryota; Fungi; Ascomycota; Dothideomycetes; Mycosphaerellales; Mycosphaerellaceae
Source: the annotation of a GenBank genome assembly